UCUUUCAGGUGUUUUAAGAAUAGCAACAAUGAACAACAGUUCAGAGAUACCAGAGCAGAGCCAUUGCCAAUAGCAAUUCUGAAGGCCACAUACACACUGCUUGCUCAAGACAGGAAUUCUUAUUUUUACUGGACAUUUUUGCAAGCUGCAGAAGCAUUUCAGUAACAGUACAAGCACUGAGGAUGAAAGUGAUUCUUGUAUUCCAAAUCCUGUUUUGGAGCAAAAUGCUAAAUUAUUUUAGGGAAUGAUUUGGUAAGUGCUGGGAAGUACAGAAGCAGGUAAUGCACUUCACAUCUAGUACUUGAAGCUGCUCUGCUUACAGAAUGGGACUAUUAGAAAUUAAAUAAGCAAGUUUGGUGCCUUGCUUCUGCUAGAGAGUAAGGAGCAGGAGGAAGACAAGUAUUGCGGUGGUGCUGCAAGUCUCAAUUUUUAUUGACCAAUUACCCCAAGCACAGCAAUUUAUAGCAGGAGCACAGUCAUUGUUUAAAGUUCACUGGGGCUUCAGCUUCCCUGGCCAUAAAAGUAAUUUAUAUAUAUGUGAAUACCGCUGGUGUUUUUUUCCCUCAGCUUAACGAAGGAAGCCAGGGCAAGUACAAGAUCGCCUUUAUUUUGCAAUUCUUUACCAAAAACCAAAGAGUGGAGCUGCAAAUACCCAUUACUUCUGCAUAGAUGAUGAACUUGUGUAUGAGAAUUUCUAUGCAGACUUUGGACCACUCAAUCUUGCAAUGGUCUACAGAUACUGCUGCAAGCUAAACAGGAAAUUAAAGUCAUUUUCAUUGAUAAGGAAGAAAAUAAUUCAUUAUACUGGCUUUGAUCAGAAAAAGCAAGCAAACGCUGCAUUCCUCAUAGGCUCCUACGCAAUAAUAUACCUGAGAGAAUCCCCAGAUGAUGUGUACAGGCUUAUAUUGUCAGGAAGUGUUUCCUAUCUUCCUUUCAGGGAUGCUUCCUUUGGUACUUGCAGUUUUCAUCUGACAUUACUGGACUGUUUUCAUGCAAUAAACAAGGCUUUGCAGUAUGGUUUCCUGGAUUUUAGUACGUUUGAUGUAGAUGAAUAUGAGCAUUAUGAAAGAGCAGAAAAUGGAGAUUUUAACUGGAUAAUACCAAACAAAUUCAUUGCCUUCAGUGGACCUCAUUCAAGAAGUAAAAUUGAAAAUGGCUAUCCCCACCAUGCUCCAGAGGCUUAUUUCCCAUACUUCAAGCAAAAUAAGGUCACCACUAUAAUACGCCUCAACAAAAAACUGUAUGAUGCCAAACGAUUUACAGAUGCUGGAUUUGAGCAUUUUGAUCUCUUCUUUGCUGAUGGAAGCACACCUAGUGAUACUAUAGUUAAAACAUUUCUAAAUAUUUGUGAAAAUGCUGAAGGUGUGAUAGCUGUUCAUUGCAAAGCUGGUCUUGGACGAACAGGCACACUUAUUGCUUGUUACAUCAUGAAGCAUUAUCGGAUGACAGCUGCUGAAUCUAUUGCCUGGAUCAGAAUAAAUAGACCUGGUUCUGUGAUUGGACCACAACAGCAUUUCCUGAUGGACAAACAGGCAGAACUUUGGACAGAAGGGGAUAUUUUCCGUGCAAAGUUGAAACGAAACCAUAAAAUUGCUGUAACAAGAAUUCUGUCAGGAGUAGAUGAUAUUUCAAUUAAUAACACAAGAAACAGGAGAACCAUCCAAAAGGACAUUGAACUGUACAGUGAUGAUGAUGAAACAAACUGUUUAACACAAGGGGAUAAGCUUCGUGCUCUGAAAAGCAAAAGGCAAGCAAAAGCUCCAACUCCAUCUCCACUAGCAGUAACUCUGCAGUCCAGUGUUCAGAAAAAUAAAACCUCUGAACCUAGCAUUUCUGACAGUACAGACAUUACUAAAAGAACUACCAGGUCUGCUGCAAGAAAAAACAGUUUAAAAAGCCAAUCCGUCACAAAGACUAGAACAGUAUUGCGCUGAAUUUCGAAUAAGCCACCAGUGUUGAAGAGGAUAUUCAGGAGUGAAGGGGAUAUAGAGGGGACUUGAUGCAAUUCAAGGAAGAUCACUUUGGCUCUAUUUUUCAGUAAAAAAUGAAAUAGAACAAUCUCUUUUUUACUUGUAGAAUAAAAUGUACUCUCAACA
This is a messenger RNA of Passer domesticus (house sparrow), 2096 nucleotides long. It is a transcript of the gene CDC14B, whose product is annotated as cell division cycle 14B. The coding region runs from base 726 to 1934 and encodes 402 amino acids. Gene Ontology annotation, cellular component: mitotic spindle; centrosome; spindle pole. Gene Ontology annotation, molecular function: protein serine/threonine phosphatase activity; protein tyrosine/serine/threonine phosphatase activity; protein tyrosine phosphatase activity. The transcript has 16 exons. The record is from RefSeq and is a predicted model, not a curated record. Gene Ontology annotation, biological process: cilium assembly; regulation of exit from mitosis; protein dephosphorylation. Lineage: Eukaryota; Metazoa; Chordata; Aves; Passeriformes; Passeridae.